Molecule: messenger RNA, 1602 nt
Organism: Dovyalis caffra
Lineage: Eukaryota; Viridiplantae; Streptophyta; Magnoliopsida; Malpighiales; Salicaceae
Source: the annotation of a GenBank genome assembly
AUGAAGUUUAUGAAACUUGGGACGCGGCCGGAUACCUUCUAUACAGAAGAGGCUACCAGGCUGUGUACAGAUCCUGAUGGUUCAGGUAUUGUUACCAUAGAGCUGCAUGAUAUUCCUGGAGGGGAAGAGGCUUUUGAGCUGUGCGCUAAAUAUUGUUAUGGAAUAACAAUCAAUCUCAGUGCUCAUAACUUCGUAUCUGCAUUUUGUGCCGCAAAGUUCCUUCGAAUGACGGAAGCUAUCGAGAAGGGAAAUUUUGUCCUUAAACUUGAGGCCUUCUUCAAUUCCUGCAUUCUAGAAGGUUGGAAGGACUCCAUCGUCGCGCUACAGACGACCGUCAAGUUAACUGAGUGGUCAGAGAACCUUGGAAUCAUCAGAAAAUGCAUUGAUUCAAUUGUCACAUGGUCCUACACUUACACUAGAGUAGGGUUCAACAAGCAGCAGCAAUCUGUUCCAAAGGAUUGGUGGACAGAAGACAUAUCUGAUCUUGACAUAGACCUUUUCCGAUGCGUAAUUAUAGCUAUCAAAUCAACAUAUAUGCUACCACCACAGCUUAUUGGUGAAGCUUUACAUGUUUAUGCCUGCCGUUGGCUGCCAGACACUUCAAAGAUUACACCUUCAGAGAGCUCAUUGUCUCAGGCGGACAAUGUUAUCGAUAAACAUCGGAAAAUUCUCGAAGUCAUUGUGAAUAUGAUUCCAUCAGAUAAAGGGUCAGUUUCAGUUGGUUUCUUGCUAAAACUUCUUAGCAUUGCAAACUUCAUAGGUGCAUCUACAGUUACAAAGACAGAACUUAUAAGGAAAUCAAGCCAGCAAUUAGAGGAGGCAACAGUUAGUGACCUGCUAUUUCCUUCACAUUCACCAUCCAAUCAGCAUUCUUAUGAUAUUGACUUGGUUGCAGCAGUGCUAGACAGUUUCUUGCUGCUAUGGAGAAGAACAUCACCUGCACCUACAGAGAACCCCCAUUCUAUAAAAUCAAUUAGAAAGACUGGAAAGCUUAUCGACUCUUACCUUCAAGCGGUUGCAAGAGAUACCAACUUGCCGGUAUCAAAGUUUGUAUCUGUCGCAGAAGCUUUGCCGGAUAUUGCCAGGAAAGAUCAUGAUGACCUUUACAAGGCAAUCAACAUUUAUCUCAAGGAGCAUCCUGGCCUGAGCAAGGAAGACAAGAAGCGCCUUUGCAGGAACCUAGACUGCCAAAAACUGUCACCGGAAGUACGUACUCAUGCCGUAAAGAAUGAACGCCUGCCAUUGAGAACAGUUGUGCAAGUCCUAUUCUUUGAACAAGAGAGAGGCUCAAGGGCAAAUGAUCAUAGAAUGGCAACAUCGAUAGUGAGGGACGAGCUAAGUAAGCUACAACUAGGCCUGCAUGAACAGACCAUCCGAUCGGAGGGACUAGGGAAAACUCCAGCACCAUCCGAAAGUGGCUCAAGAGAUCAUCAAAAAAUGAAGAGACCAGAUAAAAAGAUACCUCCGGAAUCAGAAAUAGAGGAAAUGGAGGAGAAGGAAGCUAGAGAAGGAGGAAGCUCUGGAAGCAAGAUGAAUGCCAAGAAGAUAAUAAAAAACAAAAGUGGAUCAGACAAUAGCCGUGAUAAAAUUAGAGACAGAUAG